Messenger RNA from Phymastichus coffea, 5323 nucleotides. RefSeq names its product mediator of RNA polymerase II transcription subunit 23-like (gene MED23). Gene Ontology annotation, cellular component: mediator complex; transcription regulator complex. The coding region runs from base 636 to 4697 and encodes 1353 amino acids. Gene Ontology annotation, biological process: regulation of transcription by RNA polymerase II; positive regulation of gene expression. The record is from RefSeq and is a predicted model, not a curated record. NCBI's taxonomy places the organism in Eukaryota, Metazoa, Arthropoda, Insecta, Hymenoptera, Eulophidae. The transcript is spliced from 21 exons.
UCCGGAUCACCGCUAAUCAAAGUCGUCCCGACAGAAUUUAUUAUCAGUGAGCAUUCUUUGAAAUUAUUCCAUGCAUUCGAAAAAAAGUAUAUAUAUAUACAUAUAGUCUCGCGAGUAUGCAAUAUCACGUCGCCACCUGUCGGAUGCAAAAUCCAGUCCACCACAUUAGGUCCAUAAAAGAUGGAGAACAAAAACAAUUCACAAUUACGCUUUUUUCAUGAGUAAACAAACAGUUUUGCCUUGAUCCAUUGUAUUGUUCUAUCAAGUUCUAUUCAAAUAAAUAUUACCGAUUACUCAACACUGAUUGUGGGUUAUUUGUCGAUUGCUUGGGUUGAAAAUAUACUGAGUAGCUCUGAUUCCCGGUCUUUCACUCAGUCACAUCACAAACCUAACCUCAUCACUUCACUCGUGCUAGUGGUUGUAUAUGUGCAAAAAUUUUCAUUCAACUCGUGUGCAGUGUGUCAAAUAGAGGCGACUGAAAAUGAUCGUAAAUAUAAUAUAAAAUGAAGUUUCUUCACUUAAUUAUGUACGACAUUUAUCCUACUAUGAGCAAAAACUACUGUGAUGAUCUCGACGUUCAAGGAAGUCAAAAUAUUUAAAUAAUACAUAAUCACUUGCUUGUUGAGAAAUAAAAAAUGGGAAACGAAGCGCAAGUCAGCAGUAUUCUCAACAAAAUUUUGAAAGUUGAAUGUAUAGAAGAGGCAUUCAGCUGUAUUAUCGUGCACAAUCCAAGCAUAGAAAAAGAGAAGAUCACAGCAUGGCAGAAGGAACUAGCUGUUGCAAUGACUGGUUUGACCAGUGAACAACAAGAAAAUGUUAUAAUUCGAUUUUUGAAUGUCACUGGUGAAAUUACAAAUCACAAACAGAUGCAUCUUAUUCUUUCACUGUUAGAAAAUUUAGUUGCUACUAAUGUGUUGCCUUCUAAAAUGGUCUGUGAACGCAUUCUAAAUUGUGAAAAGUUACAGUACAAGAACAAAGAAUUUUGGAUAGAAUGUUUCACUUUGAUUCGACAUAUAAUCGGUGGAGUAGAUUAUAAAGGAGUUAGAGAGAUUAUGAAGUCAUGUAGAGAAAAAGCUUGUACCUUACCUGUGAUGUUGGAUGCAUCAGUGCAGUCACAAAUGAAAGUCUUAGAAAAUCUAAUAGAAUAUAUUUUUGAUAGGAAUGCUUGUUUACUUCCAAGCUACUUAAUUAUUAAUGAAAUAAUAAAUGACAGUAAACAGUGGCCACAUUGGAAGCUAGCAAAGUUGAUAUCUAAUUUCAUAGAUAGUUUUCGUAAUGUAGUGCAAAUGAUUACAAUAAUUGGACAUUCCAAAAUGUUACCAAUUGUCGAGCAUACUGGUUACGCUGAUUAUUUAGUUAGCCCAUGGCUUCUUGAUCCUAAUACAUUGCAAUUUUCUUUGAAAGGAAAUCUUCCAUAUGAUCAAGAAUUACUAAAACCUCAGACAAACCUUUUAAGGUAUGUGUUAGAACAACCUUAUAGUAGAGAUAUGGUUUGUUCAAUGUUGAGAUUACAAAAACAGCAAACUGCUAGAUGUGCAGCUUUAGAAGAACAAUUAGUAGAUUUAAUGAUAUGUAACAUGGAGAAAGCUGAAAAUGAGUCUACACCAGUUGAAAAUUCAGAUAAUGCCAUAUCAAAUUAUUUGCCUUGGCUGCAUUUGUCCUCACAGUUAAUUCAUUAUGUGGUUUUUCAGUUUGUUAGUUUUCCUAGCUUCAUUACGGCAAUUCAUGAUAAAUUAGCUGGUCGAGAAUGGAAAAAAGCAAGAGAUCACUUGAUGUGGGUAUUAUUGCAAUUCAUUUCUGGAACUAUCCAGCGGAAACCUCUAUCAACUUUUCUACCUAUCUUUCAACUCUAUGAUCUUUUAUAUCAAGAGAAAGAGCGAUUGCCAAUACCAGAUCUCACUCAAGUUAAAUGUAUUCAUGAAAUGGCUAUAGUUUGCAUUUGGUUACAAAUUGUUAGAAAAGCUCAGCAUGAACAAUUGAAAUGUUUUAGACCCAUACCUCUUAAUUUGAUGUCUCACUUUGAAUUUCUUCAUCAAGCUGUUACUCAACCUAAUUUAACUAUGGGAUCAGACUAUAAAAUAGUACUACUUUGUAAUGCAUACUCAACAAAUAGUCCAAACGACUACUUCACCAAGUCAAUGGCAGUGCUGUUUGAGUCAAUUCAAAAAAGCCAUCCACAACAACCAAUGCAAAAUCUUCAAGCUAAUCAACCAACGGUGAACAAUCCAACCACUCCUUUGUCAAUGGCAAUGCUCGACUCUUUGACUGUUCAUGCCAAAAUGAAUCUCAUUCAUCAAAUUGUUCAGCAUAUGGUCAAAACUGCCCAUUCCAAAAAUCAGAUGCCUCUUCCACCAGCUUUGGUUGAAACUUAUAGUAGAUUACUAGUUUAUACAGAAAUUGAAAUCUUAGGCAUCAAAAACUUUAUAUCUCAACUAUUACCUACAAUGUUCAAAGCUCAUGCUUGGGGUACUCUCUAUACGCUUCUAGAUAUGUUCAGUUAUAGAAUGCAUCAUAUUCAGCCCAUGUACCGCGUACAAAUUCUCAGUCAUCUGCAUAACUUAGCAAGUGUUCCUCAAACUAAUCAAACGCAAUUACACCUUUGUGUUGAAAGCAGUGCCUUGCGUCUCAUCACAGGACUUGGCUCUGCUGAGGUACAACCGCACCUUUCAAGAUUUUCAUCAGAGCCAAAAGUACUUAUUUCCGCCGAUUCUGAAGAACUUAAUAGGGCUUUAGUUCUUACAAUUGCGAGAUCGAUGCAUAUUACGGGUACUGGAGGAGAUGCAAUGAGUAGUACUUGGUGUAAAGAGUUAUUAAAUUCUAUUAUGCAAAAUACGCCUCAUUCAUGGGCUGACCAUACACUGCAAUGCUUCCCGCCGAUUUUAAGUGAAUUUUUCAAGCUGAAUAGCAUUCCUAAAGAAGAUAAGCAGCAGAUAAAGAAAUCCGUUGAUGAAGAAUACAGAAAUUGGAAGUCAAUGAGUAAUGAGAACGACAUUAUAGCUCAUUUUUCAGUUUCUGGCACUCCUCCCUUGUUCCUGUGUUUAUUGUGGAAAAUGAUUCUAGAUACUGAACGUAUCAAUCCUAUUACUUACAAGAUACUAGAGAGAAUAGGAGCUAGAGCUUUAUCUUUACACCUCCGCAAAUUCUGUGAUUACAUUGUAUUUGAAGUUUCCAGUAUAGCUUGUGACGGAACGUACGUCAAUAGAAGCGUAGAUGCUAUUAAUGAUAUGAUCUGGAAAUACAAUAUUGUUACCUUUGAUAGACUUAUUUUGUGCUUAGCUCUAAGAACAUUAGAAGGUAACGAAGCUCAAGUGUGCUUCUUUAUCAUCCAAUUGUUACUUCUCAAAUCCGCUGAAUUUCGAAGUAGAGUUCAAGAAUUCGUGAAAGAAAACUCUCCAGAUCACUGGAAACAAUCUAAUUGGCACGAGAAACAUUUGGCUUUCCAUCGAAAAUUUCCAGAAAAGUUUGCCCCCGAAGGAAUCAUGGAUCAAUCUUCCGGCAGUCCAAAUCAAUAUCAAAGCUUUCCAGCUUACUUUGGCAACGUAUGUCUCAGAUUUUUACCCGUCUUCGAUAUUGUCUUACAUAGAUAUCUUGAGUUGCCGAUACCGCAAGUUACGAAGAGUUUAGAAGUGCUUUUGGAACAUUUGGGAUGCUUAUAUAGAUUUCACGAUCGACCUGUUACUUAUCUGUACAAUACUCUUCAUUACUAUGAGCGCACAUUGCGUGAUAAACCGAAAUUGAAACGACGUCUCGUUACUGCAAUUCUAGGAUCUUCAAAAGAACCAAAAACACUUGGCUGGGCACUGUCUGAAGCUUACCAAAGAUUCAUAACUCGACCAGUCGAUGAUGUUCAAUGGCAGCCGGAGCUUGACUAUUACGUUCGGCUUGUUCAAAAGCUCGUCGAAACAAUGGCUGGAACUGCACAAUUUCCUCCAACUGAUUGGCGAUUUAAUGAGUUUCCAAACCCAGCUGCUCAUACUUUAUAUAUUACGUCUGUAGAGCUUAUGGCUCUUCCUGUAGCUCCAAAUGUGAUAGCAAAUAAUCUUUUAGACGUCGUAGCUAAAGGAUACACGGUCAUCCCAUCAGAUGAUAUCCACGCAUGGAUCAACUGCAUAGGAAUAAUAAUGGCAGCUUUACCAGAAUGUUACUGGUCAACUUUGCACGAACGCUUAGUUCAAACAAUCAGCAGUCCCGAACUCAUUACCUGGCAAUACGACAAUUUAACUCCGUUCCAAUUGUUUAAUUUUAAUUUAACACACAAUAGUUUUUUCGAUAAUAAGUACAGUUACAUGCUUGCUUUGGCACACUCCAUCUGGCAUCAUGCUGGUGUUGGACAAAUGUUUACUAUGGUUCAAUUUGUCAAAGAGAAGUUACAACCUAUAGUUAAUACCGAAGAACAAUUAAUCUUUGCCUGCCACUUGAUUGGACCUACUCUAAAUAGAUUUAACGUUGAGAGACCCAAGUGUAUAUCUGAUCUCACUGUUAUUUUGUACGAGAUGUUGGAGAAAGUCAAUCAUACUCAGAGCCAUCUGAAACAAAUGGAUCCUGUUUGUGAUUUAUUGUAUCAUUUAAAAUACAUGUUUGUUGGAAACUCCAUGAAGAACGAAGUUGACGCGAUAAUUCGUCGACUGCGUCCAGCUUUACAAAUGAGAUUGCGUUUCAUCGCACAAUUGAAUAUCGAGGAAAUUCAGUCGUCCUGAGGAACGGAUAAAGCUAACUUUGGUGCGAGUACUUCAACAAAUAUAGCUAAAGUACAAACUUAUGUUGGUGUGAGUACUUCGACAAAUAUAGCUAAAGUACAAACUUAAGUUAUAUAUUAUAUUUUUUUGCAUUCAAACAACUGUGUGUAGAUAAAUCCUGGUGAAAGGUAUAAUGAGAUGAUGAAAAAGUAAAAAUGUUUAUUUUGUUCAUGCGAUGAAUAGAUUUAUUUUUAUUACUAUUUAUAUGUCAUCUGACAAUUUAGUCGUAAUUUUAUUAUUCUUGAAGCAUAAACAUGUUCUCGAAUAUGUAAAUAUGUAAUUGUAACUGUAAGAAUAAUGUGAAUAACAAACCUCUUUUUUAAAUAAUCGCAAUUUUUUAAAUCUGUAUUUGAUCCCAGAGUUAAUAACUUAAAGAUAAAUUUUUAUGACUGAGUAUUAUUAUAGUAUCUUACUGCGCUGCUUUUAUCUUGAAGCUCCUAAAUUAAUUAAUUAGGCAUUUUAUUGUCACUGGGACAGACGCAACUUACAAACUGCGUGAAGCUCAUUAUUUUUGUGAUACAAUUCACUAUUAUUGUCACAAUGUGUUAUUCAUUGACACAAGUCUAUUCUCAUUUUCAAUAGCCUAU